Molecule: messenger RNA, 1782 nt
Organism: Pochonia chlamydosporia 170
Lineage: Eukaryota; Fungi; Ascomycota; Sordariomycetes; Hypocreales; Clavicipitaceae
Product: phosphopantothenoylcysteine decarboxylase
Exons: 1
Coding region: 1-1782 (593 amino acids)
Biological process (GO): coenzyme A biosynthetic process
Cellular component (GO): phosphopantothenoylcysteine decarboxylase complex
Molecular function (GO): phosphopantothenoylcysteine decarboxylase activity; FMN binding
Source: RefSeq, a predicted model, not a curated record
AUGGAGAACUUGUCGUUUCUUCCGCCACGCCUAACAUCGUCGGCAUCGUCAUGUUCGUCUCUGCAGGACAUGUCCUCGUCGAGAAAUCGCAAGUUGCACCUGCUCGUGGCCGCUACCGGACCCCGCGAUACAUCAUGGGCCCAAGCGCUCGUCGUGCGACUGUCCAAGAAUCCCCAUAUCGAAAUGCGAGCCAUUGUCGACGAUGUUGUCCCCCGACUUACCCAGACCAUCAUUGUCAUGGAAAAUCGGAGCCUUGCCACGGGACAAGGCGAACGCGCCGACGACGUCGAGUUCUUCCGCCAGCAAGCCUUCGAACUAGUCGAUUGGGCCGACUUGUUAGUCUGCGUUCCUCUGGACGCAGAUGGGAUUGCCAAGAUGCUGGCCGGUAUUGCCGACACCUUUCUGGGCGAAGUACUGCGAGGAUGGAAUAUUCAAAAGAGCGUCGUGCUGGUUCCGGGCAUGAGCACACACAUGUGGUCUAACCCGGCGACAAAAAGACAACUCAGUAAAAUACACAGAAAGUGGAAUUGGAUUCGAGUCAUGACGCCGAUUCUAUGGCAUUACGAGGGGCAGAUGAAUCCCAAGAGGGUGCCCAACUGGAAUGGGUUCAACGAGGUGCUUGGAAUAAUUAAAAAUCAAGCCGAUUUACUGGGCCUUGGUCGAGAUGUCGAAAUAGCCACUGGAACUGUCGUUGUCCCCGAUACGAAUGUUCAAAUUCGCUCGAAACUACCGCCCGAAAUAUGGACAAUGGUCCUCGACCAAGCUGGUGACUGGGAACUCGCCAAAGCACUCGGCAUGUAUACCAAUCUUCCCAUGCCAACUGCCUGGUCCCUCGAACCCAAGGAUCCUUCUGUUCCCCUCAAAGUAUACGAGCACGAGCUUGAAUGGACAGCACUUACGGGAAACUCGGCAGCUAUAUGCAAAAAAUUAUCACAAUCCCCGCCCAACUUUCGAGAUGUGCCCGCCUUGGUUGUCAAACUCAUUAUCCGCUUCGCUCUUAUUGAUGUCCUGGCUUACAUGGAGGCAAACCGGCCAGACCUAUUUAGAGCCUUUGACGGAACCACGCUCCCCACCAAUGCUUCAGCAUACUACCCACGAACAGAUGUUCUCGAUUUUUGGAAGCAAAGCAAAUGGUUCCGCGACGAACACAUGUACGAUGCAGAAGCCGUGGAUGGAGCGUCAAAGAACGGCCACGUCCGUAUCCUGGACUGGUGGUGGCGCCGCUCCGGCCUCCCCCUGCGGUACACAGAAACAGCGCUUGAACAAGCCAGCGGUCGCGGACACUUACUCGUCCUCGAAUGGUGGCGUGAUGCCGCGGCUCAAGACGAAGAAAUUGUUCUCCGUCCCGGCCGCUCUCUCCUGUGGGCAUCGCAGCACGGACAAGCAGACGUCCUCAAGUGGUGGGACGCAUCGGGUAUACCUGUCGCUCAUGGCGAUGCCGUGACCAAGGUCGCUUCCCGCUGGGGCCAAGUCCAAGUCCUCGAGACUUGGCGCCGUCUCAAGGGUGACAACAAACUCGUCUUUGAUCCUGAUGUUUUACUCAGUUCGACUAUACACCAGCAUGUCGAUGUGCUGGAGUGGUGGCGCAAGUUUGCACACGGCGAGCUGGAAGGCAUGGAAGGGAGAAAGCAGCUCGUUGAGUUCCGGACGUUCAACAUUGAAGAAGCCUUGGAGGAUAGCAUCGGCGAUGCGGACCAAAACAGGGCCAGGAAAUGGUGGGCACAGUACGGAUUGGAUUUAGGCAUGAGGAAUGAGGAAUGGCUUCAAACGAGGUACCUGUAA